AUGGCUCCAUACGAGACUUUAUAUGGGAGAAGGUGUAGGACACCUUUAAAUUGGGCUGAGAGAGGAGAAAGAAAGGUAAUUGGUGCAGAUCUGGUUGAUGAUGCUACAGAAAAGAUUAGAUUGAUCAGAGAUAGAUUGAGGGCAGUACAGGACAGACAGAAGAAAUAUUAUGAUGCCAAGCACCGAUCAGUUGAGUUUGAUAUUGGAGAAUUUGUAUUUCUCAAAGUCAGUCCAAUGAAGGGAGUGAAGAGAUUUGGCAAAGCAGGAAAACUGAGUCCCAGAUUUGUAGGUCCUUUUGAGAUUUCAGAAAGGAUUGGAAAGGUGACCUAUAGGUUGAUUCUACCAGCACAUAUGAGUGGAGUACAUAAUGUGUUUCAUAUUUCCUCCUUAAGGAAAUAUAUUUCAGAUGAGACUCAGAGGAUUAGUACAGAUGUGAUAGACAUUCAACCUGAUUUGACUUUUAUUAAUGAACCAGACAAGAUCCUUGAGUAUGAGGUUAAGCAGUUGAGGAGCAGACCGAUUCCUUUUGUUAAGGUGCUUUGGAAGCACAGUUCUGAGAAGGAUGCCACUUGGGAGAAAGAAUCAGAGAUGAGGGAGACCUACCCUCACCUAUUUGACUAA
This is a messenger RNA of Dendrobium catenatum, 621 nucleotides long. RefSeq lists its product as uncharacterized. The transcript has a single exon. Bases 1 to 621 code for a protein of 206 amino acids. The record is from RefSeq and is a predicted model, not a curated record. NCBI's taxonomy places the organism in Eukaryota, Viridiplantae, Streptophyta, Magnoliopsida, Asparagales, Orchidaceae.